AUGGUGCAAAUUUAUAUGGAUUUUAAUAAUUCUUCUUCACAUGAAAUGGGUAAUGUUAUAGACAAUAGAAUGGUGAACCACUCUAUAGCUCCAAAUUUAAUUAUAAAACCAAAGAAAGACUUUGCGCAAAUAUCUCGAGAAGUAUAUGAACUAGCAAAUUCUGACAACCCAAUUUCGAAAUAUGUAACCCGCUCACUUGAAGUUAUUGAAAAAUCGAUAAAUCUAUAUGGGAUCGAUGGAUUAGGUAUUUCUUUCAACGGGGGAAAAGAUUGUGUAGUAUUGUUGUAUUUGUUCACUGCUGUAAUUUAUAAACAUUUUCGAAAAUCCGAGAAGAAGCCAAAGAUUCAAGCUGUUUAUAUAAGAACUCCUAAUUCAUUUGUUGAAGUUGAAGAAUUUGUAAAUGAAUGCAUUUUACGAUAUGAGUUAGACAUUAUAAUAAUAGAAGGUCCUAUGAAACAAGCAUUACAAAAAUAUCAUGAAUGUAGACCGAAUGUUAAAGCAAUAUUAAUCGGUACUCGCAGAAUUGAUCCACACGGAAAAAAUUUAUCAGAAUUUAUUCCCACUGAUCCUGAUUGGCCCCCUUUUAUGCGUAUACAUCCAAUUCUUGAUUGGAAUUACCCUCUUGUAUGGAAAUUUUUACUAACAUUGAAUGUACCGUAUUGUAUAUUAUAUGAUAAAGGGUAUACAUCUAUUGGAAGUAUAGAUAAUACAUGUCCUAAUCCUGAUCUUCGUAAUCCUGCACAAUCUUGUGGAUACGAUCCAGCAUGGAAAUUGGUCGAUGAGAAUCGGGAAAGAUGUGGGAGAUAG
Molecule: messenger RNA, 807 nt
Organism: Diversispora eburnea
Lineage: Eukaryota; Fungi; Glomeromycota; Glomeromycetes; Diversisporales; Diversisporaceae
Source: the annotation of a GenBank genome assembly